CUGUUCACGCGCCUCCAUCCCCUUACUGAUAGGUUUGUCAGAGACAGUGAGCGAGGGGGGGGGAGAGGGAGAGAGAGAGAGAGAGGGAGAGAGAGAUCUGGGUUUAUAUUAACGCCUUGUGCACGAAGUGAGGAGCUGCUCUCUCUCUGUCUCUCAGCAGCAUCACACACACACAGGAUUCUGAAUGGAUCACCCAGGAAUCCUCCUCUCUCGGGAUCUUUUGCGCAUCAGCCUCGUCCCAUCGGUUCCUUGAGGAAACUGCUUCACAUGACCAUCUCUCCGACGCUGUGGACGCUGGAUCAUGCGGAGCGCACUGAUCUGAGAGCAGCUUGGACUUCACUCACAUCGCUGCUGCCGCUGCUGUUUGGAGGACGACGCGCGGCUCACCGCCACCUUCACCAUCUGGGGAGGUUUCCUGCAACAAUUUGUUGCAAACAUUGCGAAGGGCGAAGUCAUGGUGCCGGCACCGCCUCGGCUCCUCAUGGCACCGUGAGAACUUUCUUCCCGGCCCCGCUUCUCUCCAUCUUUUCUUUUUAGAUGUUUGUCAGUGGGAUCGUGCUCCUUUGGGGAAUCCCAUCGUUUCCCUUUUCAAUAAUGUUCACUUUUGCUGCCUUCUGCUACAUGCUGUCUCUGGUCCUCUGCGUGUCCCUGAUCUUCUUUGCAAUAUGGCACAUAACGGCUUUUGAUGAGCUCCAGACUGACUUCAAAGUGCCGAUUGAUCAGGGCAAUCCACUCCAUGCGAGGGAGAGACUGCGGAAUAUUGAGAGGAUCUGCAACCUGCUGAGGAAGUUGGUGCUACCGGAGUAUUCCAUCCAUGGGCUCUUCUGUAUCAUGUUCCUGUGUGCCCAGGAGUGGCUGACUGUGGGCCUCAACAUCCCCCUGCUCUUCUACAACACUUGGAGGUACUUUCAUUCCCCAACGGACACUAAGGAGCUGCUCUACGACCCGGCGUCCGUGAUGAACGGCGACACACUCAAGUUCUGCCUGAAGGAGGCGUGGUGCAAGCUGUCCUUCUUCGUCCUCUCCUUCUUCUACUAUCUCUACUGUAUGGUCUACUCCUUGGUUACCUCAUAACAACUGAUUUAUACUACAGAGAAAUAGAAAAGGCCUCUGGAUUCACAGACUGCCCUUUGGGUCAGUUCUAGAAUUGAAAUGACAGGAAAUUUAACAGAAAAGACAAUGAGAGAAACAUGUUUUGUGUUGUGAGGCCAAACGAUGAACACGUCGGGGCUGAAGCUCAUUCUAUGCUCUGGCCCUCGCCCCCAAAGAGGAAAGGACUUGCUUUAUGCUCGACUGUACAUAAAAACUGAAGACUAAAUCUGCUGUUUACAGUCUGAUUGGUCAUAGCGAGACCCAAGUUAAUCACUGCCUGGCCAAUGUUUGUAUCACACACACACACACACAAUCACACAAACACACAUCCUCUGAGUGGUACCAUACUCACUGUACAGUAGCAGU
This is a messenger RNA of Hippoglossus stenolepis (Pacific halibut), 1458 nucleotides long. It is a transcript of the gene cnih3, whose product is annotated as cornichon family AMPA receptor auxiliary protein 3. Gene Ontology annotation, biological process: regulation of AMPA receptor activity; vesicle-mediated transport. Gene Ontology annotation, cellular component: synapse; dendrite. NCBI's taxonomy places the organism in Eukaryota, Metazoa, Chordata, Actinopteri, Pleuronectiformes, Pleuronectidae. The record is from RefSeq and is a predicted model, not a curated record.